This is a messenger RNA of Nycticebus coucang (slow loris), 8109 nucleotides long. It is a transcript of the gene LIMCH1, whose product is annotated as LIM and calponin homology domains 1. NCBI's taxonomy places the organism in Eukaryota, Metazoa, Chordata, Mammalia, Primates, Lorisidae. Bases 255 to 5243 code for a protein of 1662 amino acids. Gene Ontology annotation, biological process: actomyosin structure organization; positive regulation of stress fiber assembly; regulation of focal adhesion assembly. Gene Ontology annotation, molecular function: myosin II head/neck binding; actin binding. The record is from RefSeq and is a predicted model, not a curated record. The transcript has 35 exons. Gene Ontology annotation, cellular component: stress fiber.
CCCCCCCCCUCCCCGGGGGCGGAGCGGCCGGAGAAGGUGGGGAGCGGAGCGCCGGAGCCCGGCGGCGCUGGGAACAGCUGCAGCCGCGUCCUCCGGCAGCGCGCGGCUCUCCCGGGACCUGCGCCGGGCGGGGGAGGGGACGGCAGGGGAGGGCGGAGCGGGGAGCGGGCGGGCGGGAAGGGGCGGGCAGCGCGCUCCUGCGGCGCCGGCGGCCGUCCUCAUCCCGGCGCGCUAGUGGACGCGGGGCUUCGCAAAUGGCUUGUCCCGCUCUUGGUCUGGAAGCUCUUCAGCCCCUGCAGCCCGAGCCGCCUCCCGAUCCUGCCUUCUCCGAGGCGCAGAAGUGGAUCGAGCAAGUAACUGGGAGAAGCUUUGGUGAUAAAGACUUUCGGACAGGGUUAGAAAAUGGAAUUCUUCUGUGUGAGUUGCUGAAUGCUAUAAAGCCAGGACUUGUUAAAAAGAUCAAUAGAUUACCUACCCCCAUUGCAGGAUUGGACAAUAUUAUCUUAUUCUUGAGAGGUUGUAAAGAGCUCGGCCUUAAAGAGUCUCAGCUUUUUGACCCGAGUGACCUCCAGGACACAUCAAGCAGAGUAACAGUCAAGAGCCUGGAUUAUAGUAGGAAGCUGAAAAAUGUGUUAGUUACCAUUUACUGGCUGGGGAAAGCAGCCAACAGCUGUACGUCGUACAGUGGCACCACGCUCAACCUGAAGGAGUUUGAAGGAUUGUUGGCUCAGAUGAGAAAGGAGACUGAUGAUAUUGAGAGUCCUAAACGCAAUAUCCGAGACAGUGGCUACAUUGACUGCUGGGAUUCUGAGCGCAGUGACUCCCUCUCUCCCCCUCGCCAUGGCAGAGAUGAUUCCUUCGACAGCUUGGAUUCCUUUGGCUCCCGCUCCCGGCAGACACCUUCACCAGAUGUAGUCCUCAGGGGAAGCAGCGAUGGGAGAGGAAGUGACUCUGAACCUGACUUGCCCCAUCGGAAGCUGCCAGAUGUGAAGAAGGAUGACAUGUCUGCGCGGCGGACUUCCCACGGUGAGCCGAAAUCAGCAGUGCCUUUUAACCAGUACCUCCCUAACAAAAGCAACCAGACAGCCUACGUCCCCGCUCCCCUGAGAAAGAAGAAAGCAGAGCGAGAGGAAUUCCGCAAGAGCUGGAGCACUGCCACCUCCCCCCUGGGCGGGGACCGGCCCUUCAGCUAUCCUGAAACAAUAGAGGAAGAGGGAAGUGAAGUGAGGUCUCCUGGUGACGAGGACCCGGUCAGCCAAAUGAAUCCUGGAGGGGAGCCUUCUGAUGGUGGGUUAGAAUUACCCAGCGGCAGUGGUAAGGAGCACCCUUCUUCAGAGGGGGCUGGGAUGGCUCCAGCGCCCAGGUCUGAAGGAAAAAAUGCUGCUGAAAUCCAGAAGCGCAGGAGGCUAGAGCAAGCUGGAAUCAAGGUCAUGCCAGCAGCACGGCGCUUUGCCAGUCAAAAACAAUUAAGUGAAGAGAAAGAAGCUAUUUGUGACAUUAGCCUUCGUAAAGAAAAUCCUUUCCUGACCUACCAAGAUGGCAAAGAUUCAGAGUCCGAGGACGAAGUUGCAUGUCGAGUGCCUGAUCCUGAGAAAGAUGACUUUGCAGCAAGGAGAGCAAGGAUGAACCAAAGUAAGCCAGUGGUGCCACUGAAUCAGCUCCUCUACGGGCCUUAUUGGAGAAAGGACCCAGAGAAAUCAGGUGGCAGCCAACAGCUCUCAAAGGGAGCCUCAGAAAAGAGAAGUCUAAAAUACAAAAGAAACCAGGGCCAAACAGAAGAGGCAAAGGCAAUAGUGACCCCUAUGACGAGGGCUCAGGAGAGUGAACCCAUGGAAGAGGGACUCAGGAAGGUGCCAGAUCUUCUCAAGGAUGACCUGGCCCAGCGGAGAAUUCAGGGUAGAGCUGCCCGCCUCCGAGAACCUCUGAGCUUUGUCACACUCGCCAGUAUAACAGAAGCCGACCUGGAGACGUGGGAGAGACUGAAAGUGUCAGGAAAGACAAGGGAUGAAGACGUUCAGCCUAUCUGUGCCCCUGAGCCUUCACCAGAAAUUAAAGCAGAAACUGCCCUCCGAGAUGACUUUGCCAGCCGCAAAGCGAGGGCUUAUAAGAAAGCGUCCAGCCCUAGGCAAAAGUUUGUGCACUUUGGGCCAGUGACAGAGAUAGACCAGCAGACAUGGAAGCGCCUCAGCAUUGGCAAGCCUGGGCCUAGGGAGAAAGGAGACGACAUUGGUCACGGCAGCCGGGUUCAGAUGGACUCUGGGUCUCCUGUCUCGGCGGCCACCUCCAGCUCACAGGAAGACCACAGGCUCAACCCACAAAAUGGCCACAGAGUACUGAAUCCUGGCACAGAUGACUAUUGCAGAAGGGUCUCGGGGCUGGCUCCUGUGCCGGAGUCUCAGGAAGAGUGGGGCUGCAGUACGGGCGGGAGCCCAGCGGGGGCAGAAAAAGCAGUAAAGCUGUGCUCUCUGGCUUUAGUUGCAUCUAAACACCUGCCACAGAAUGGCAAAGAAGAAGAUAAAGGCGCCCCAAGAAAUUCUCAGAUGCUGCCAAAGGCAGAAAGCUCAGUGGAGAGCCGCCAGCCACUUGUGUGUCUUCCUGCCUCUGAAUGGGAGGCAUCGGGGACAGAAGAGAGGUCAGAGAAGAUGACAGCUCCUGCCUGGAAUGGCAGUGGACUGAAAGACCACAGCAAGUUGUAUGAUUCACGAAAAGAUGACAUGAUGGCCAGGAGAACUGGGACGUCCCUCAGACACACUGGAUCCAACCCAAACCAGUUCCUUCCGGUUCCAUUUGCAAAGCAACAUGAUGUGAAGGAAUAUACUAAGGCUCUACCCAUGAAAGAUCAGAGAUACGGUGCGAGAACUCCUGUGUCUGAUGACGCAGAGAGCGCCAGUAUGUUCGACAUGCGGGGUGAGGAGGAGGCCGCGGUGCAGCCGCACAGCAGGGCCCGGCAGGAGCAGCUGCAGCUGAUAAAUAGCCAGCUGAGGGAAGAGGACGACAAAUGGCAAGACGACCUGGCUCGUUGGAAGAGUCGUAGAAGAAGUGUUUCUCAGGACUUAAUCAAGAAAGAGGAAGAAAGGAAAAAAAUGGAGAAGUUACUGGCUGGAGAGGAUGGGACACGUGAACGAAGGAAAAGCAUCAAAACCUACAGAGAAAUUGUGCAAGAAAAAGAGCGGAGAGAGAGAGAGUUGCAUGAGGCGUAUAAGAACGCUCGGUCCCAGGAGGAGGCAGAGGGGAUCCUGCAACAGUAUAUUGAGAGGUUCACCAUCAGUGAGGCUGUUCUUGAACGCUUGGAGAUGCCAAAAAUCCUGGAAAGAAGCCAUUCAACAGAGCCAAACUUAACCUCCUUCCCGAACGAUCCCAACCCCAUGAAAUACCUGCGGCAACAGUCACUGCUUCCACCCAAAUUCACUGCCAGUGUUGAAACCACCAUUGCUCUUGCCGGUGUGCUGGAUACCAGCACGUCAGCAGGCAGUGGGUCUCCAAGCAAAACUGUCACUCCCAAAGCAGUGCCUAUGCUGACACCCAAGCCUUAUUCCCAGCCCCGAAACUCUCAAGAGGUUCUGAAGACCUUUAAGGUAGAUGGGAAAGUCAGCAUAAAUGGAGAGACAGUUCAUGGAGAGGAGGCGAGAGAGUGGCUGGCGGUGGCACCUGCCCCCUCCCUGACCAAGUCCCAGAUGUUUGAGGGUGUGGCCCGGGUGCACGAGUCCCCAGUGGAACUGAAACGAGACAACAGUAGCAUCGAGAUCAACAUCAAGAAGCCAAAUUCUGUUCCCCAAGGACUGACAGCAACCUCUGAGGAAAGUGACCCAAAUGGUCAAGAAGAUGAGAAUGAUGGGGGAAAGCCUGGAGAAGGGAACACAGAACAUGUCUCAUCAGAGCCACAACAUUUUACAACAACUGUGACUCGAUGCAGCCCAACUGUGGCCUUUGUGGAGCUUUCCUCCAGCCCCCAGCCGAAGAACAAUGUGCCAGAAGAAACAGGGCAGAAGAAACCAGACAAUGAAAUGAGUGGAAAGGUGGAGCUGGUGCUGUCGCAAAAGGUGGUAAAGCCAAAAUCUCCAGAACCAGAAGCAACUCUGACAUUUCCAUUUCUGGAAAAACUGCCUGAAUCCAACCAACUACAUUUGCCAAAUCUCAAUUCUCAAGAGUCGCCUGGCACUGCCAGCGUUCCGCUUAGAGUUCAGAACUCUUGGCGACGUUCCCAGUUUUUCUCCCAGUCAGUGGAUUCUCCAAGCAGUGAAAAGUCACCUGGGACUACACCUCAGUUUAAGUUCUGGGUGUGGGACCCGGAAGAGGAGCGCCGGAGACAGGAAAAAUGGCAGCAGGAGCAGGAACGUUUGCUCCAGGAGAGAUACCAGAAGGAGCAGGACAAGCUGAAAGAAGAAUGGGAAAAGGCCCAGAAGGAAGUAGAAGAAGAAGAACGCAGAUACUACGAGGAGGAACGAAAAAUAAUUGAAGACACUGUGGUUCCAUUUACCGUUUCUUCAAGUUCUGCAGACCAGCUGUCCACAUCCUCCUCCGUGACUGACAGCAGUGGGGCAAUGAAUAAGGUGGACUUGGAAAACUGUCAAGAUGAAAAACAAGAGAAAAAACAGAAGAAACCAUUCCAGGAGGAUGGCAAUGACUUAUUGCUUAAGACGAAGGAAAGUGAUUCACUGGAGGAGAAAGGCAGCCUAACUCAAGGGGCUUUGGCUCAUUCUGAGAACCCCGUGUCAACAAGAAUCCAUCAGGAGCAUCAGCUGAAUACAGAGGCUGGGACCCCACACUGUGGAUUGAACCCACAGCUAGCUCAGGAUCCAUCUCAGAGUCAGCAGGUAUCAAACCUAGCAGGACCCACUGCAGAGGAGAUGAAGCCAAAAUCCCUCUCGCUGGACAAAAGCGUGAACCAUCAGCUGGAGUCCCCUAGCGAAAGGCGGAAGAGAAGCCCCAGAGAGAAGUUCCAGGCUGGGCCCUUGUCCCCGUGUUCCCCCACCCCUCCCGGCCAGUCACCGAACAGGAACAAGAGGUCCGUAAGUGGGAAGAAGCUGUGCUCCUCCUGUGGGCUUCCUUUGGGUAAAGGAGCCGCGAUGGUCAUUGAGACUCUUAGUCUCUAUUUUCACAUCCAGUGUUUUAAAUGUGGAAUUUGUAAAGGACAGCUUGGAGAUGCAGUGAGUGGGACAGAUGUUAGGAUUCGAAAUGGUCUUCUCAACUGUAAUGAUUGUUACAUGCGAUCCAGAAGUGCUGGCCAGCCGACCACAUUGUGACUGUGACCGUUCAGAGUUUCCAUAUCACUCACCAUUUCUUUGCUGAGGUUGCCCCUGGCCAUCGCUUAACAAAAUCCCAAGUUCGGGGGCUCCUUAGCAUUCACCUAAUUUCAGAAAGGCUAUUCUAAAAGGUGGUAUCUGUUCUUUUGUAGCAAAGUGUUUGUGUUUUUCCCAGGCUGUUGUUGUUUGUUUCUGCAUUUACACAGUAUAAUACAAAAGAAUAUUGGGUUGAAUUGAUCGCGAAUAGUCCAAACACGGUUUCAGUAUGGUCAGACAGGCUUACGGUUUAAAAUGUGUCAUUCUCUUCUGGGGGAAUUAGCUAAAGGAUGCAAUAAGCCUGUUUUGUUUUAGAACUUAUAGGAAUUAAACACUUUAUGUUUACAGAAUUGAGCUGCAGAAAGUGCAAGACAUGCCAAUUUGAGACACGGGGUCUUCUAAGACAGGAGCAUCAAUUUAAUGCAUUCAGCUCUAAGCAUCACAGUGAACUUUCUCUGAGCUAUCACUUGUUUUUAAUGCAAAGGCGCUAGUCUGAUAAUAUAUACUGUAAUCCUGAAAGAUUUGUGUUACUUACCUUUUGAGGUAGAAAUUAUACCAAUAAAUUAUUGCACCGUUAGUAUUAGAUUUUGUGUACCUUGGAAGUUAUGUCAUUAAUACAUGCUGGUUCAUCAAAUGAAGAGAACCCUUGCAGGAUCAGCUAGAUUUAUACUCUGGGACUUUGCCCCAGGGUAGGAAGAAACUGGAGGGAAAUAUUUCAGUCAUCUUUUCUAAAGUCAUUACCAAAAUCUGUGAGGAAGUUUAAUCUUCCACAGAGUAGCAGGUCAAGGACAGCCAGGAGGCCCGUGUUUCUUGCUUCUCUCCAGACAUUAGAUUAGGAGACUUAAUAUCAGAUGUGUAGAAUAUGAGCCAUUGAGCUAAGUCCGUCAUUAGGUGUAACCACGGCUCAGACUGGCCUGCAAGUUCUCCUUGACGGCCUGAAGCACAGGUGUCCAAAGAAAAGCAUCAAGGGCAUCCUGACCUCGGGGCAUCUGAUGUGAUAAACCACAGGUGUGUGAUCAACAGGCCUCUACAGCUCAAAUUGUGCCCCGCCCACCCCGACGGACUUGUGUCACCGCUAUACUCCCAAGAAUUCUGGACCUUGCUCAUGAGACUUUGAGAGAGGAACUCUUGUGAAGAACUGGUUUAUUUUCUGCCCAGCGAGAUGAGUUUCAGCUGUCCAAGAAAGGAACGAAGUUACUAAAAAGCAUCACAAUUUAGAUCUCCCAGCUGUUGGUGGUUGUUUUAUUUUUAAAGACUGGGGGAAGGGGAACUAUUUAUUCUGCCUUAAAACGAUGGCAAAUAAGUCAAGAUGACAUUUUGUGAAUGUAGGUGAUAGAUACCCUCCUAAUAGGUUAAUGUAAUCAUAACAAGAGAUGAAGUAGAGGUUUUUCGGUUACGUGAGCAAUAAUUUUUUUUCUGUCUCUUAUUGCAUAUGACUAGCAAUUAUUUAUUUACAUGGGUUCUUUGCAUGGGGGUUCCAUAGGUACAGAAAUUUCCUCGACCGUUGGAGGUAUUUUGGCCAUUUCUGUCAUUUGGAUGAGCUCUUAUUAGAUUGAAAUUUACACAUCAUUUUAUUAAAAAUUGUGCCUUAGAAAAUGCAAAGCUGUUGCACAUAGUCAGUGAUGGAUUAUGGAUGCAAUAGAGAGACGAAGUCACUUCCAAGUCCCCAAGACUUCUCCUGGGGUAUUUGCUGUUUUACAGGAAAAAGAAAAAAUUUUUAAAACAAGAAAAAAAACUAAAAAGAAAAAGAAAAAAGUUUUCAAAAUGUACAGAUUAAGUCCAAUAUUUUGGUUAGCCAUCUGCAUGUUUUAUUAAACAUUUUGAUAAUGUGGAUGUUUACACUUUGCAUGAUAUUAGUGGAGUACUUUACCACAAAUAAUUCACAAAACAUGUACAAUAUGGUCGUUCAUAACCGAUUUUUAUAGAAUACUUUUUACAUGCAGAACUCCAUCCAUUAUGUGAGGAUUAUCUGAAUAUUGCACAUUCUCUUCUGGUUUCACAAACCCAUUUAUACAUAUUUCUUAGUGAGACUCAUUGUACAUGUAUUGAAGCUAGACUCGAGUCAAGAAAAAUAAAGCCCCAUUCUCCAACUGCAAAAUGUGCUUUCCCAUAACGAACACGAGUCACCAGCACAGAAUAAUCUCCAACAUUUCCUAAAUUCUAAUUGCCAACUGUUUCUAUUUAUAUUUGAUUUAUAUUUCAUUUGGAGCCUGCUACAUGGCAGCUUCGGCAGAGUCAAUCUUGUUUUUCCCAGUGCAGCAUAAUGAAUAUGAUCUAUUUCUUUUCAAAUAAUCUUUGAAAUUCCCAGGAAAAAUAAAAACGCUCUGCUCUGUUGAGCUAUCAUGUAAAUGUGUUUGUUUAAAAAACUGAUGAGGCAAGUGCGUGAUUUAUUGUUCCUGAGGAAGUAUAUCUGAUUUUUUUUCCUUAUACUCCAAAAGCGUGUUUCUUCUCUUUCUUAAGAAAAAAAUGGGUAACUCUUUGUUUUUCACUAGCAAACUCUCAUGCUGUUUCCUCACUCUUUCUAGGUAGUGUUAUUAAUGCAAUACAUAUUAUAGUUAUCAAUGCACAGCAGAAGAUUUAACGAACUGAAAUGGCCCACCGAUGUAAUGAACUGAAAUGAUCCACCUCAUUAUGUGAGUCCGUCCAAAGGAUGUUCCCGGUCCGGGUGGGCCAAUGUUCUCUAUCAGUUACACUAACUUUCGUUUAAAAUAUUUAUUCUAAAAUGCCUCUGAGAAAUAGUAAAAAAAUAAAAAAAAAAUUAAAAAUAAGUUGUCUAAAAUGCAACAGCUUUUAUAGUCAAUGUACAUUUAUAAAUAAAAUACUCAAUCUA